This is a messenger RNA of Closterium sp. Naga37s-1, 486 nucleotides long. The record is from the annotation of a GenBank genome assembly. NCBI's taxonomy places the organism in Eukaryota, Viridiplantae, Streptophyta, Zygnematophyceae, Desmidiales, Closteriaceae.
AUGAGAGGGGACAGCUGUAGGCAGAGGAGGAGACAACUAGAGGCAGGCAGGCAGACAGCAGGUGGCGUGGGUAGGUGCGGUGGAAGGCACAGCAGCAAGCGUGGCGGCAGGCGCAGUAGGUGGCGUAGCGGCACGUGCGCCGACAGGCAUGGCGGGAGGCGUGCGGCAGGUGCAGUCAGUAGGCACGGCGGCAAGCACGACAAGAGACACGCGGCAGGCGCAGUCAGUAGGCACGGCGGCAGGCACGACAAGAGGCACGUGGCAGGCGUGUCGGCGGGCGCAUUGCAGGCGUUGUGUCAGUCACGCGGCAGGUAUGGUACCGCUGAGGACGAGGAGACUGCUGUGGUGGCAGAUCACAAGGAUUGCGGGGACAUGGCACCAGAGGAGGAGGAGGAGGAGGAGGAGGAGGAGGAGGAGGAGGAGGAGGAGGAGGAGGAGAAGGAGAAGGAGCAAGAGGGUGUAGAGGAGGACGAGGAGCAGGAGUGA